This is a messenger RNA of Penicillium verrucosum, 900 nucleotides long. Its product is annotated as adenine phosphoribosyltransferase APT1. The record is from RefSeq and is a predicted model, not a curated record. Gene Ontology annotation, molecular function: AMP binding; adenine binding; adenine phosphoribosyltransferase activity. NCBI's taxonomy places the organism in Eukaryota, Fungi, Ascomycota, Eurotiomycetes, Eurotiales, Aspergillaceae. Gene Ontology annotation, cellular component: cytoplasm. The coding region runs from base 1 to 612 and encodes 203 amino acids. Gene Ontology annotation, biological process: adenine salvage; AMP salvage. The transcript has 2 exons.
AUGUCCUCCACUCUCCCAGAUGCCUCCAAAGUCGGACUCCCCGCCUCCGAUGCCGCCAGCGCCGCCGAACUCGCCAGUCUUAAGGUAAGACUUCGCGCCGCCCUGCGCCAGUUCCCGGAUUUCCCUUCUCCCGGAAUCUUAUUCGAGGAUAUCCUUCCUAUCUUCGCCGAUCCUUCUCUCCAUGAGGCCCUGAUCCGCUCCCUGGAACUUCACAUUAUCGCCAACUACGGUGGCCAGAAGCCCGAUGUCAUUGUUGGCCUCGAGGCCCGUGGUUUCCUGAUGGGCCCCAGCCUGGCGCUGCGUUUGGGUGCCAGCUUCGUCCCCGUGCGCAAGCAGGGCAAGCUCCCCGGUCCCUGUGAGACUCAGGGCUACGAGAAGGAGUAUGGUCAGGAUUUCUUCCAGAUGCAGGCCGAUUCCAUCAAGCCCGGUCAGAAGGUCCUCGUCAUUGAUGACAUUAUUGCUACUGGUGGCUCUGCCAAGGCCGGUGGUGAGCUGAUCCAGAAGAUGGGCGGCGAGCUCCUCGGUUUCAUCUUCCUCCUCGAACUUGAGUUCCUCCACGGACGCGACAAGCUCCCCGCGCCGGUUUACACUCUCCUGUCUGGCCAGGCUUAAUUUAUACACACACCGCUUCAAAAAAAUCAUUUCUUUCUGCGACGAUCUCAACUGCCGAUUAUAAUGACCCCAUCCUUUCAAAACGCCCGACCACACCCGAUCUUGCGGUGAGCGUCUGCCAUCCGCUCCCUCCGGGCCCAAUCAAACAAUUCACUCGAACUUCGAGUCUGGAGCCUUGUUUCGCUGGUCGACGGCACCCGCCCCAGCUGGCGCAGAGCUGCCCGGAUAAUAUCCCCCAAUAUAGACAAAUAGCUUUCAUCAAUGCAACUUGAUAUGUGUAUAAAAUUG